Molecule: messenger RNA, 1536 nt
Organism: Closterium sp. NIES-65
Lineage: Eukaryota; Viridiplantae; Streptophyta; Zygnematophyceae; Desmidiales; Closteriaceae
Source: the annotation of a GenBank genome assembly
AUGUUCUCGUGGAUCGCGUCGAAACCGGCGGCGAAGGAGGAACCGCCCAUUCCCAAGAGCUUCGACCCGCUCAAGGGGCUGGGCGGAGCCGUCGCAUUUUACAAGGAUGUCGAUUCUCAGGCCGCCGAUGCUGCUGGAUCAGGCAAGCUGAUUGGCUCCGCUGCUGCUUUCUACGCCAAUGUUGCUCGCGAACGUCUGCUAGAAGCAGCUGACGCGGCUGUGCCCGCGGGUUCGAAUCCCAGCGCUGGCAAUAAUUCAACAGCCGAAAUUUGCCCUGGCGUUGGCGAAAUCAACGAGUUCCUGCGACGGGGGCGACGCUGCAUUGACUCUGUCGCGCCGUCGCUGGCUGAUGCGGGGGAAGGCAAGGCGGAGGGCGGUUCCUCCGUGCCUGCGCCGGAGCUGGACUUGAGGUUCGGGAGCGCGGCUGAGGAGCCGGUUCGGUGGCUGUUCAAAGUGGUGAUUGGCAGCGAGCAUGCGGACUUGGAUGCAAUCGUCUCGGCCAUCGUCUACUCCUUCUUCCUGGAUCACUCAGAGCCGCCCAGCGCGCGGGCGGCGGGGCUUUGUCUGCUUCCUCUAGUGCACACGAGCCGGGCGGACUUCCAUCUUCGCACCGACGCGGCAUGGCUGCUGCAAGCGAUGGGCGUGGACACACAGGCACUUCUCUUCUUAGAUGAGGUUGAUUUGCGCAAGCUGCAUGGGGAGGGGCGGCUGCAGGUGGUGCUGUACGGCCACAACAAGAUGCCCGCUACUAUUGAGGGCAUGGAGAAGGCUGUGGCAGAAAUCAUUCCUCGGGAAACAGGAACAGUUAUCUCACAUCCCAUCUUCCCGCGAACAACAGAAGAGGGCAGCAGCUGUGCCACCAUGCUGGCUCGCAGGCUCUCAGAGGAGGCCCCUCACCUCCUCCUCAACAUCGCUCUUGCACGCCUGCUGCUCGCAGCCAUUCUCACGUGCACCAACAACUUGGAUCCAGGGCAGAGCAGCGAGGUGGAUGCCAGCAUGGCGGCGUUCCUGGCCGUUGGAUCGAGGUGCCUCGGGCGAAACGUUUUCUACGAGAUUUUGCGCGACAAGAAGUACAACCAGGCGUCGCUCACUACUGAGGAACUCCUUAGGGCGGAUAUAGUGCAGCAUGCCAUGGGACCCGGUGUGCGCGGCAAGAGGGGUGGCGAGGUGCUGAAUGUGGCGAUAUCAAAUGUGGGAAGCUCGACAUCGCAGCUGGUCAACAAGGACGCCAAAUUUGAGGAGAUUCUCAAGCAGUUCCUCUCCACUCGCUCGCUGCACCUGCUGGUCAUCCUCUCUACAUACUACUCCGAAACCAGCAAACGCUUCAAGAGGGAGCUGGUGCUGGCGACUCCUCUCUCCUCCCUCUCCUCGGGCCUCUCCUUCUUCCUCCAGAAGGAAUCGCACGACCUGCGCCUGCGACCAGUCACCAUUCGAGGUAUGCCCAAUUGGCUCAAGGCAUUCACGCUUGGUAACCCGGUAUCCACACGCACUGAUGUGGAGCACCUCCUUGUUGAGUAUUUUGAGGACGGAAGGUGA